Molecule: messenger RNA, 715 nt
Organism: Entrophospora candida
Lineage: Eukaryota; Fungi; Glomeromycota; Glomeromycetes; Entrophosporales; Entrophosporaceae
Source: the annotation of a GenBank genome assembly
AUGAAUUCGUAUAUAAAUAAAUUACCGCAAGAAGUUUUAAACUAUUGGAAUCGAGAUAUAGAUUUGUGGGAAGUUAUCACUUGGGAUAUAUUUUUUAUUAAUAAAAGACCUGGCUGCACACAACAGUCUGCACAUUCGGUACUUUCAAGUGAACUAAAUAUACUAAUGGAAAAUCAGCAAACAAAUAGUAAAUCCUAUCAAAAAGCAAAGGACAUGUAUAACCAACUGAAGUUUGGAAAAAAUUCAGAAGAUCUAGCAAAAUUGGCUAUACUGAAUCGUGUUGAUGAGCAAGCUAUCAAAUGUAUUUCAAUUCAUGCAACAGCAAAUGCUGCUAAAGAUCAUUUUAUAGCAUCAACUACACAUGUUGAAUCCAAUAUCGGAGCAUCUAAAAAUUUAAACCUAGAUCAACCAUUAAUUCAGAGUAAAUUAACAGAAGAGAUCGAAGAAGAUAAUUACAAUGUGCUCAAUAAUGAUCGAAGUGACCAAACGGAGGAAUGCUAUGACAAUAAUGACAUAGAUGAAGAGGAUACUUUGACUGAAGAAACACCAACAGAAAAUCUUGAGGAAAAUGAGUAUGAUAGAGAUUGUGUCUUCAACCAUCAUCCAAAUUAUGUGAACAACAACAUCAUCUUAAUUGAUUUGUAUGAUCCUGUUUUCAGAAAAUUUAAAAUUAAGGCUUUGGAAAAAUUAGAUUUUGAACCAGCUCAUGUUCAUA